Molecule: messenger RNA, 927 nt
Organism: Aspergillus ibericus CBS 121593
Lineage: Eukaryota; Fungi; Ascomycota; Eurotiomycetes; Eurotiales; Aspergillaceae
Exons: 2
Coding region: 1-927 (308 amino acids)
Source: RefSeq, a predicted model, not a curated record
AUGCUGUUGAUGUGGCUUGAUGUGGCUGUGCAGGGGAUGUUGGUCCGCUUCCGCCAUGGGCUAAGGAGAAUCCUGGACUAUGCUGGAUACGCAGAAGACUCUCCGCAUGCAACUCUCCCAGACCACUGGUCAGAGGCCAUGGGUGCAAUUGAGGAUGGUGGAGCACGAGCUGGAAUAUCUCGGAUAAGCUUACAUGCAGAGGUUCGACAACCAAAAAGCACAACCAGAAACUGGAUACCGCAUUGGAGUUAUGAGAAAAGUUCCAUCGCCGCCGCCUGUAUAUUCACGGCCAUAACAGUCAUGGCCUUCAUUUUCCUAACCAUCUUAUCCGUCAAGAAAAUCAGAAGGAGCUGGGAGCGACAUAAGCGUGAGAGACGAGACUAUGCAACCUCCAGAUACUCCACCCUCUCCUUGCUCGAGGAUGGCCACAAGAUGGAAUCGACAAGCAGCAAGCAGACGAGCCGAGAGACCUUGAUGUUUAGGAGAAGCCGUUCUCCAUCUUCGACCUACGUUGUCGAACAAGAAGGAGCCUCCGUGACGAGGGUUUACCGCGCGAGCAAAAGUGCUUCUACGCUGGCGCUGGACCUGCCCGGACCCUCCCUGGGAGAUGAAACUCCCACGUCCCCAUUAAAGUCGAUCCCGGAGCGUCCAGUCAGUGCUAUCAGGCCUUCCCGACACGAGCGGCAUGGCUCGAAGGCCAGAUCAAUUGUUGUUGUGCCGUCUCCGUUGAAGCCGGUGGCAUCCUUCUCAGUCAACCCGAUGACACAUCGCUCGGAACCUGCUGAAAGCUUUGAGCGGACACCUUUGAGUCUCGACAAUGAGGCUGGAGAUAAUCCGUCGAACAGAAAGCGCGAAUCUUUUGGUGCGAGUAGUCUGUUCAAGCUGCCGGCAAUUCAAAGAACCAUAUCACCUCUUUUCUCGUUUUGA